Podospora anserina S mat+ is the source of this 516-nucleotide messenger RNA. RefSeq lists its product as uncharacterized. The transcript has a single exon. The record is from RefSeq and is a predicted model, not a curated record. NCBI's taxonomy places the organism in Eukaryota, Fungi, Ascomycota, Sordariomycetes, Sordariales, Podosporaceae. Bases 1 to 516 code for a protein of 171 amino acids.
AUGUCAGAUGGGCCUUUUAUUUGCCCUCUUGAAGAUGCCACGGAUUGGGGCCUCGACCCGGUAAGGAGCGCCCAGGCCUAUGUCAGGGCCACCAUUCACUACCCUGAUUUCCAGCGGGGCAUGCAGGCCAUGCCUUUCUGGCAGUCAACGGAUCGGGAUAACUGGUCUACCAACUUGCGGGAGAAGCUCAUGAAAUUCGCCAGCGAGCGCGGGUGGAACCACCCUAAUUUCCGGUCUGUGAACGAGGAGGACAUUUUCCAAGAAUGGCGUGAGCGCCAAAACGGGAGGAACAGGGACGACGAGGUCCAGGUUAACUUCUCAACGGGUCCUGAUGCAAUUUUCGAGACCAUGGAUGAUGAGUACAUGGACUUGGCCAGAGUGGCUAUGUCUCGUUACUUUAGGAAUGAAGUGCCUCGUGUUGAACGUGAGGACACUGACUCUGGCUCCGAUGCUUUAGACUCCGAUUCUUCUGGCUCUUCCGGCUUCGAGUUCUCAGACUCUGACUGGUGGUCGUAG